AUGUCGACAAGUCUCGCCGACAUCCAUCCACACAUCAUUCAGACUCACAUCUUACCACGCCUCGAUGGUCCAUCUCUCCUGUCCACGGCAACCACAUCCUCAUAUCUACAAACCCUGUGCGCCGAUGACAAUCUUUGGUCUCAUAUCUGCAGAUCAACAUGGCCUUCAAUCCUCGACCCACGUCUGGAUCACCUCAUCUCCACCUUCCCCGCCGGUCACCAAUCUUUCUUUCAAGACUCCUUUCCGGCUCUAAUCACCGACGUCAACCACUACAACACCAUUCUUCCCUCCACCUGGUCUUCUUCAAAACCAAAUUCAUCGUUAUGUUCAUCUCAUCCUUGCACAUCUGAACUCAUCUCAGCCAUUGAUAUAUGCUACCAAAACGACAUUAUUUACUCAAGAGUUGAGUUCACCGAUACCACACAUGAUUUUCUUUGGUCUCCGUUUUGGGUUGAAUUAAAGGACGACCCACCUAUCAAUAGAUUGAUACCUGGAAUCUCCAGAUGGAUCGACCUGAAAGUCGACGAGCUUUUAGGAGCCAACAAAGCAACAUUAUUACACCUGAAAGAAUAUCUUACAUUAAGCUGGAUCCUAAUUGACCCGACCCGGAAACAGGCAGUUAACUUAUCAAGCAUGAGACCGGUUAGUGUAAUGCAGCACUGGAUGACUAAUGAUAGCCUUCUCGAGUACGUCACCGUUUUACCCGGGUGUUUUCUGGAUGACAUGGUACAAUGUAGAAUAGAGGUGGCAUUGGGUGUGGGUGGUGGAGGGGUGGGAUUGUAUAUGAAAGAAGUGGUAUUAAAAUUUGAGGACUUGCAUUGUAAUUGCUUAAAUGGAAAGGAGUUUUUGGUAAUUUUACAAAGCGUAAUUUCGGAAGAAACUAAUGUGAGAAGGAAAGUGGUGGACGAUGAUGAGGAGAGAUGGAGGUCUUACAGGAUGUUUAAGGAGAUGAAAAUAGAGAAAAUGGCAUGGCAUAAUCAGACAUAA
Lactuca virosa is the source of this 987-nucleotide messenger RNA. NCBI's taxonomy places the organism in Eukaryota, Viridiplantae, Streptophyta, Magnoliopsida, Asterales, Asteraceae. The record is from the annotation of a GenBank genome assembly.